AUGGAUUUUGAAAUGUGUGCUGUAUACAAGCCACGCUGGCAUGAAGAGGGUGCAGGGGAGUUGGUGAUAAAACAGUUCAGUGAUGUUGGAGUUUACCAUUUCCAUAGCAGGUGUAAAAACGGAGCAUUUAAGAGAGUGAGCCGAAGAUGGUGGCCAUGCUGCAGGUGUUUUGAGGAAUGCAAAAAGUUAGGAGUUAAUAUGCAGAAUAUAAAAGAGCUACAACUUCUCAUUGAUUACCAAAGACAACCUGAUGAAAAACCAGACAAAGGACUUGAACAGCUGAUAGCACGUGAGGCCACUUGGCAUUAUUCCCCAACAAAGGAGAGUGCUGGAUGUAACGAGCAGAUGCUCGAGUGGCUUGUGGCGAGAGGUGCGCCAUUUGUCAAGAAGAUCAAUAUUUACCAUGCUCGCAUCUUUGUGAUCAAACCCAGCCCUCAUUAUGGAAGAACACCCUUGCCCUGCACGAGAUUUAUUAGUCACAUGAAGAAUUUCUCUGAUGCUAAUAAACUUAAUAAUCUACGUUUUCUACAAUUCCCGGUAUUUCCAGAAAGGACUCGAGGUCCAAUUGCAUGUAAAAGACUACUUAAUACUACCCAGUACGUAAUCCCCAAGCUUACUGAGAACAUAGUUUGUUUGGAUGAAGAAAGCUAUCGAGGAGCCUGUCCCUCUCCUACUCCAUCCAGUGAGAUGGAUGAGAAUUCAUUGAAUGUCACUGUUGGAAAAAAUAAGAAGAAAACCAAAGAAAUCCCCAAGAAGGCCUGGAGCAGUCCAUAUUUGGAAAACCAAAUGGCAAAUAGGCCUCUUCGACCACCCUUACCAAAACCUAUCCACCUGGAGGCUGCAGGUAGACAUCUAAGUCUUCAUAAGCAGCCCCAAAGCAAUUCCAAGGGAGAUACUGCUUCCAACCAGAGGCCUUCCACUGCCAUUGGCCUCUGUGGCAAGAACCAGAUCCAUAGCACCCAGCAGAACACCAAGCGGACCUUGUCAGAACCCAAGCUGGAAGACAGUACAGAAGCCACACCCGGUGCAGGGACCUACCCAGAUCUCCAAAGCGGGAACCUCGUGGCAACUGGACAUGCACUGGGGAAAGCCAAGGUUACCAUAGCACCAGAGAAGCUAGCCAAGCAUCCUCAGCAUCUUUAUCUCCAAGAGGAAGGGAGGCUGAAGGCAGACAUCUCCCUCCCAAGCAAUCUGGCAAUAGCACCCCUUCCUGUACUCCAGGGUGGGGCUUGUACCCAUUUUCCCUCCAAGAGGUUAAUACAGGUUUGCUCCGAAGCACCCCCCCGCCCACGCCGGGGGUUCCAUAAGGCUUGUUCACGGGCUCUCCAAAGGCCGGUGGUGAAUGUGAAGAAUGCUCACUUGCUUUGA
This is a messenger RNA of Dipodomys ordii (Ord's kangaroo rat), 1368 nucleotides long. It is a transcript of the gene CUNH12orf42, whose product is annotated as chromosome unknown open reading frame, human C12orf42. Bases 1 to 1368 code for a protein of 455 amino acids. NCBI's taxonomy places the organism in Eukaryota, Metazoa, Chordata, Mammalia, Rodentia, Heteromyidae. The transcript is spliced from 6 exons. The record is from RefSeq and is a predicted model, not a curated record.